Messenger RNA from Papaver somniferum (opium poppy), 2520 nucleotides. RefSeq names its product DNA mismatch repair protein MLH1-like. The transcript is spliced from 16 exons. The record is from RefSeq and is a predicted model, not a curated record. Lineage: Eukaryota; Viridiplantae; Streptophyta; Magnoliopsida; Ranunculales; Papaveraceae. Gene Ontology annotation, cellular component: MutLalpha complex. Gene Ontology annotation, biological process: mismatch repair. Gene Ontology annotation, molecular function: ATP binding; ATP-dependent DNA damage sensor activity; ATP hydrolysis activity. Bases 52 to 2232 code for a protein of 726 amino acids.
ACCUCUCUUCCUCUCUCAUCUCUUUUUCUCUCUAGCAGGCUUCACCAAAAAAUGGAAAUCGAAGAAGAACAUGAACAAUCCCUAAUAACCCGCACAAAAGAACCACCAAAGAUCCACAGGCUCGAAGAAUCAGUAGUUAACAGAAUCGCAGCUGGUGAAGUCAUACAACGCCCCGUUUCCGCUGUUAAAGAGCUCGUCGAGAACAGUCUUGACGCUUCUUCAACUUCCAUCAAUGUUGUUGUCAAAGAUGGUGGACUCAAGCUUAUCCAAGUCUCUGAUGAUGGCCACGGUAUCCGCCAUGAAGACUUGCCAAUUCUGUGUGAAAGACACACAACAUCAAAACUAUCUGUUUUCGAAGACUUGCAGAGUAUAAAAUCAAUGGGGUUUAGAGGUGAAGCAUUAGCUAGUAUGACUUAUGUUGCUCAUGUUACAGUUACUACCAUCACCAAUGGUCAAUUACAUGGUUAUAGGGUUUCUUAUAAAGAUGGUGUCAUGGAGAGUGAACCUAAGCCUUGUGCUGCUGUGGAAGGAACUCAAAUGACGAUUGAAAAUCUCUUUUACAAUAUGACGGCUCGAAGGAAGACACUUCAGAACUCUGCUGAUGAUUAUGCUAAAAUAGUGGACCUAAUUUGUAGGUUUGGAGUACAUCACACUAAUGUGAGCUUUUCAUGUAGAAAGCAUGGUGCUACCAGAGCUGAUGUUCACACGGUGGCUACACCGUCAAGACUUGAUGCAAUCAGAUCCAUCUACGGUGUCUCAGUAGCCCGUGAUCUCAUGGAAGUUACGGCUUCGGAUGAUGAUCAGUCUGGCUCAGUUUUCAAGAUGCAUGGUUACAUCUCAAAUUCAAAUUAUAGCACCAAGAAAAUUACUAUGGUGCUUUUUAUAAAUGAUAGGUUGGUUGACUGCACUUCCUUGAAGAGAGCAAUUGAAGUUGUUUAUGCUGCAACCCUGCCAAAGGCAUCUAAACCAUUCAUAUAUAUGUCAAUUGUACUGCCUCCUGAGCAUGUGGAUAUUAAUAUUCAUCCAACAAAGAGAGAGGUAAGCCUUUUGAACCAGGAAACGAUUAUUGAGAAAAUACAAAUGACAGUGGAGUCGAAUUUAAGGAACACUAAUUCAGCAAGGACAUUUCACACACAGACUGCAGAACCUUCUCAAUCUGUUCCUCUGAGCUCAAGCAAGGAGGCCAAUGAUCGAUCACCCUCUGCCUCUAAACAGGAAAAUGUUCCAGUGCAUAAAAUGGUCCGUACUGAUAUUACGGAUCCUGUUGGAAGAAUGCAUGCCUACUUGCAAGAUGCACCUCUGAGUCAGCAUGAACGGAAAUCUGGCUUGAACACAAUACGCUCUGCAGUGAGGCAUAGAAGAAAUCCUAGGGAAAGUGCAGAUCUGACUAGCGUGCAGCAGCUCUUAAGCGAGGUUGAUAAUAACUGUCAUUCUGGGCUGCUGGACAUCGUCAAGCAAUCGACAUAUGUUGGAAUGGCAGAUAAUGUCCUGGCUUUGCUUCAACACAACACCCGCCUGUAUCUUGUUAAUGUAGUGAAUUUGAGCAAAGAGCUCAUGUAUCAGCAAGUUCUACGUCGAUUCGCCCAUUUCAAUGCUAUUCAACUUAGUGAGACCGCCCCCCUUUCAGAAUUAAUGAUGAUUGCAUUGAAAGAAGAAGAUAGGGAAUCCAAAGCUGAUGAUGUGAUGAAGCAGAAUAUAGCAGAAAUGAAUGUUGAGCUGCUGAAGCAAAAAAUUGAGAUGUUGCAGGACUAUUUUGGCAUUCUCAUCGAUCAACGGGGAAACUUAUCUAGGCUUCCUGUUAUACUGGAUCAAUACACACCUAACAUGGAUCAUCUUCCAGAAUUUGUGUUGUCGUUGGGCAAUGAUGUGGAUUGGGAAGACGAACAAAAUUGUAUGCAAUCAAUUUCAGCAUCUCUAGCAAACUUCUAUGCUUUGCAUCCUCCUCUCCUGCCCAACCCAUCUGGGGAGGGGCGGCAAUUUUACAAGAACAGGACACGGACUGGCAAUGGUGAAGAGAAUGUAAAUGAUCCCAGAGAAUCAGAGGAUAACCUUGAUCUUGAAUUGAUAUCAGAAGCUGAGACUGCAUGGGCUCAACGAGAAUGGUCCAUCCAACAUGUCUUGUUCCCUUCCCUAAGACUAUUUCUGAAGCCUCCUAAGUUGAUGGCUACCAAUGGAACAUUUGUUCAGGUGGCUUCACUGGAGAAGCUCUACAAAAUCUUUGAAAGAUGCUAGUGAUACUUGCUGAGUCAAACUGCUGUGGAGGCAACCUAGAAUAUCUACCAAAAAUCUUGAAAGAGCAAGUUUUCAUGAAGACAUGAACUGUACAGGUUAUUCUGAACUGGGUUCCAUGUUAUAACUUGUAAAUAUUCCCUUCCUUGUUGUACUUGUAAGAGGAUGAACUGAUAUCUUUCUUCUAUUGAUAAUUCGGUGUUGGUUAGGUCAUGUAUAGUCUUUUAAUUGUAGUAUUACAAUUAAGUAUCUUGAACUUGUACCCUAUAUUAGCUAAAAGCUAUUUCUUGA